UUCCCCAGGCGGACUUCCAGGUGUUAGUGUACAGCAGCACUUUAGCAGAUUUCCGGCUGAUUCUCUCCGAUUGAAGCUCGGCGAGGGGUGUUUUUUGUUUUUCAACCGGUAUGGACAGUACACAGCAGAACCGCAGGUAGCUUGGACCCGCAGCCCAGCAGACAUGGACCGGUGUGAAGGUUACCUGUUCACGGCGCUCUGCAGCACCAACUUCCUGGUGUCCUGCCUGCUCUUCUCCUCCAUCACCCGCGAGCAGAGACAGCCCUACAUGGACGAGCUGUUCCACGUCCCGCAGGCCCAGGAGUACUGCCACGGCCGCUUCAGCCAGUGGGACCCGAUGAUCACGACCCUCCCGGGCCUCUACUUCAUCUCCGUGGGCGUCAUCAAGCCGGUGGUGUGGCUGGCCGACGUGACGGGCGACGUGGUCUGCUCCACGGCCAUGCUGCGCUUCGUCAACCUCCUCUUCAACUGUGGGAUCCUGUACCUCCUCUACCUGCUCAUCUGCAAGCUGCACCUCAGGGAGAAGACGCGAACGACCUCACGCCGGGUCCUGUCGGCGCUGUCCCUGUCCACCUUCCCCGUGCUCUACUUCUUCAACUUCCUGUACUACACCGACGCCGGCUCCACGUUCUUCAUCCUCUUCACGUAUCUGAUGACGCUGUACGGCUGCCACAAGGCGUCGGCGCUGCUCGGCGUCUGCUCCGUGCUCUUCCGGCAGACCAACAUCAUCUGGGUGGCGUUCUGCGCCGGCACCCUGGUGGCCGCCAAGAUGGACGAGGCGUGGAGGGUGGAGCACGCCAAGAAGAGGGACGAGAAGUCCCCGCCCUCCCAGGUGCCGCUGUCCUUCGGCGGGGCCAAGCGGGUGCUGCUGUUCUCCCUGGAGUUCCUCACCUCGCCCGGCCACGUGAAGGCGGUGCUGGCUGUGGCCUGGCCGUACGCGGCGGUCGGCGUCGCUUUCCUGGCGUUCGUGGUGUUGAACGACGGCAUCGUGGUGGGCGACCGGACCAGCCACGAGGCCUGCCUCAACUUCCCCCAGCUCUUCUACUUCUUCUCCUUCAGCCUGUUCUUCUCCCUCCCCGUGUCGCUGUGCUACCACCGCCUCCUCCGCUUCCUGCAGGCCGUGAGGAGGCAGCCGCUGUUCUUCCUCUCCGCCGCCGCCGUCGCCGCGCUCCUGGUGUGGAAGUUCACGUACGUCCACAAGUACCUGCUGGCCGACAACCGCCACUACCCCUUCUACGUGUGGAAGAAGCUGUUCCAGCGGCACGAGCUGGUGCGCUUCGCCCUCGUGCCGGCGUACGUGUUCGCCGCGUGGAACUUCUUAGACUCGUUCAAGUCGCGCUCGCUGUUCUGGAGCCUGGCCUACCUGGCGUGCCUGGCGGCCUCCACCGUGCCGCAGAAGCUGCUGGAGUUCAGGUACUUCAUCGUGCCGUACCUGAUGUACCGCCUGCACAUGCCGCUGCCGUCUCUGCCCAGACUGGUGCUGGAGUUCCUGCUGUACUCGGCCGUGAACGCUGCCACCAUUUACAUCUUCGUCGCCAAGACCUUCCACUGGCCCGACAGCACGGCCACGCAGCGCUUCAUGUGGUGAGGAAAGGUU
Molecule: messenger RNA, 1597 nt
Organism: Cololabis saira (Pacific saury)
Lineage: Eukaryota; Metazoa; Chordata; Actinopteri; Beloniformes; Belonidae
Gene: alg10
Product: ALG10 alpha-1,2-mannosyltransferase
Exons: 3
Coding region: 164-1588 (474 amino acids)
Biological process (GO): dolichol-linked oligosaccharide biosynthetic process; protein N-linked glycosylation
Cellular component (GO): endoplasmic reticulum
Molecular function (GO): dolichyl pyrophosphate Glc2Man9GlcNAc2 alpha-1,2-glucosyltransferase activity
Source: RefSeq, a predicted model, not a curated record